GUGCUUAGGUUAAGUCCGAUUGUUCUUGUCCAUAAAACAGCAACGGCAAGAUCCAAGCUCGAUAUCGCUAGUUCACCUCUUGUUAAUCGCUGAAGAUGAGAAUAUCUUCUUACUCAAUCACAGAUGAAACAUCAAGCAUGACCAACAAGUCGAAGUUAAGACGAAAUCGAAUCAGACCCCAAAAUAUAAUCCUAAAUUACAAUCAGACAAGCCGAAACUAGAACCAUGUCAAACUGGAUCAAAAAACAAAAAGAACUCGGUGGUGACCAGCAGUGUAGACACACCAUCAGUCACUGAUCGCAAAUUUUAUUGGAAAAUUCUAGUGAGAAGUUGGAAGAUGUUUCUUGAGAGAGAAGUGUCCAGUUUCCAAUUAAUCAUAACUAUUCCGCAAAUGUUAUUGAUUUCUAAUGGUUGCAUCAGUCAUAUAAAUUAUUUAAUAAUGUCACAAACCACACGUACAUUCGAUGAAAAACAAAACUGGGGAAGCCCUAGCCGUUCCUCUCUGAUGCUUAUCGAGGCACCAAUUAUAUCGCCGUUUUUUACGCCGGUGGAGCACUAGCUCGCCGACGUCGCCUCCUCUGUCUCUUGUUCUCGUUUCUCUCAUUUCUCUUCUUUCUAGUUGCUUCGUCUUGUCUUUCUUUCCGCUUCAACUUCUCGUCUUUUGUUUGUACUUCGUCUGUCAAGGUUUCUGAUAAGAUCCUAGAAGGAUGGAUUUUAAUUUGUAAGCUAUAUCAAAAUACGAUCAAUCAAAUAUCAGGAUGUUUAUCCUUCUUCUUCCUCUCUAACUUCUCUUCUACCUCUGCUCUUCCUUUCAUCUUCUCCCCUUUUUGUUACUUAUCUUAAGGAUAUAUCCUGGAUCUAUCAAUUUCAUCUAGAGCAAACCAGUUGUCUCAAAAUCUCUCUUCUAGAUCUGGCGCAAUCGAUCUCUGGGAGACCUUUGUCGCCUUUGGCCCAUUGGAUCUGAACAUUUCUCGGGCAAACUCCGAAGAAAUCUCAUGACCGUCACCACCCACCACCAUUGUGACUCAUCAGUUCCCACUAAUCAGAUUUCUGUUCCAUCUGCAAACUGCAUUACAUCCUAUAAAGUAUCCACGUCUAACAUCGCCUACAGAUCUACACCUAACUUGCCAUAUAUAUCUUCAACUCGCCUACAGAUCUACACCUAAGUUGCCAGAUAUAUCUUCAACUCCGGCUCGUCUCUUACAGUCUUUAUGUUCCUUCCUCUUUACUCAUUUGCCUAAAAGUUCAAUCUUUAGACGAGUCCUCAGAGGAAUUAGCUACUCCUCACCGCUGCGUUUAUUGUUUUCCUCGCUAGAUGGAAGAGCUUCUUUGACAUUCUUCUACUCAUCUGGCGCAUCUCCUCCGCUCAUCUGUCGCAGCCUUCCCUCAGUCUCCAUGUUUCACUGACGUCAAGGUGUUGCCAUUGACGGCGAGGAGUUGGACCAUAUUUUUCACUUAAUGGACUUGGUGAGUUCAUUAAUGUUCAUCAAUAUUUUGCUCAGCCCAGUAAGCACAAACCCUGUUUGCAUCAUUAAUUCAAAAUCGAGACGUUUGUGGUCUCUUUCACCAUGAGUUAGUCCUCUGUAACAAAUUAAUCCUCAAUGGAGAGAGCUUUGUCACCAAUUUCCUCAUGUUUGGAGUGAUCACUUUCACCACAUCCAUCUGCUUUGGAGUGAACCCUUUCGCUAUUGUUUUCUGGUUCGAGAACUCUUUUCAACGCUCAGUCUUAAAGAUAUUACGAGCUAAAAGUAUUGUUCGCUUGCCUUUGAUGUCUGGAGAACUUGAGAUCGGGAUCAUACCGAUCGAUUCUGAAGCCCAUUUGAAGAAGCUUCCGGUUUUCUUCUAUGAAGUAAACUGUUUAACCUAUAUCUUUAAUGGUUUGAUUUUCAGUUAUGUAACAAGUAGCUUCUACUUAUCGGCAAAGAGUUUGCCUCUAAUUGUAUGUGUUCUUAUCCAAGUUUAAUUUAAUAUAUAAGUGGGUUAACAAAAAAAAAGGUCUCAAACCACAUGCAUUGCAUCUACGAGUUCAACCAUCAUUGCGUUUGAACUGUGACUGUCACGCAUUAUUUAUAGUUAAGUUUACAAUUUAUUAAAUAAUACUUUUGCAGCAUAAAUGGAGAGGGCAGAGACUCUGCAAUGUAAAUAUGCUUUAUGGAUUUUAAGAUAAUUUAUAUUCCAAGAGCGUAAAAUCAGAUUUUGGAUUCUUUAUCUAGGAUUUCGAGGUUUUUCUAUAGAGAAUUAUGUUUUAUUGGUUGUUCUAUUCCUAUCUGUUUACCAAGACAAUCUCAAGUUUGAGUAAUAAAAUAUCAUUUUGUUUUAAAAAAAAAAAAGAAAUAGUUUUGGAUUAAAAUGAAAAGUAGAUUUUCUUCUGUAACGAUCUUAUGUAUAUAUCUGGACCAUAAUAAGGCCGGAAGACCAUAACGCGAACAACGUAGAUUAUGUGGACCCACAGAGCCAUAGAUGUAGGGAGAAAAUUCAGGUCGAAGAGAAUGGAUAAUUUCGGAAAUGUCCAGAAAUUACGGGGUCCUCUCCUCUCCUCCUCUUCUUCAAAACCAACAAUUCGAAAAACAACCUAACGCGUCGUCAACAUUGAACAGCUUUCGUUUUUCCAAUAAAGUUAAUUUUUUUUUCCCCUUUCAAUUAUCACUUUUAUACACACAGAUUUGCGAUCUGCAAUCGCGUUAAUGACAGAACCAGAACGAUUAGGAGGAAUCUCCCUGAGUUUUCCUGCGAACGAAGAUGAUACCGCGACGGCCUCAUCUCCAAAGACUAUUCCCCGGAGGCUCCGCCGCCGUCUUCUCGAGCCGAAAAGCCCGGUCUCCGCCGAAGAGAUCGAUUCCAAACUCAGAGAUGCUGAUCUCCGUCGUCAGCAUUACUAUGAAUCACUGUCGACCAAGGCACGACCUAAGACGAGAAGCCCGAGAUCGGCACCUAUUGAGGAGCUUAGCCAGAGACUCCAAUCAAAGCUUAAUGCUGCUGAACAAAAGAGGUUAAGCAUUCUGGAGAAGGAUUUAGCUCGUUUAGCGAAGCUAGAUGAAGCAAGACAAGCUGCAAAGAACGGGCUUCUGCAAAGAGUUGAGAAGCAGCGUGAUGAGUUGGAGACAAAGGUUGAAGAAAGGGUUCAAAAAGCUGAGAAGAACAGGAUGCUCCUCUUUAAAGCCAUGGCGCAAAGGAGAGCGGCAAAGAGACAGCGAGCUGCACAGAGCUUGAUGCAGAGAGCAAUUCAGGAUAAUAGGUACAAGGAAAGUGUGCGUGCGGCUAUUUAUCAGAAAAGAGCAGCUGCGGAGAGUAAACGGAUGGGGAUUCUUGAAGCCGAGAGGAGGAGAGCCAACACGAGGUUGAGACAGGUUUUUGGAGCUGCUAGUUCUGUGCAGAGUCAAAAGGAAGCUGAAAGAAGGAAAAUGAAGGAUCGUUUAGAAGAACGACUUCAAAGGGCCAAGAAGCUGAAAGCACAGUAUCUGAGGCGAGGGAGAGGCGUUGACGGUGCACGUCAGAGAUCAGAAACAAUGCGAAAGAAGCAAGCACACCUUGUGAGGAUGUUAGAAAGGUGCUGGAGGAGAUUUGCAAAGUACAAGAAAUCUACUAUUCUCUUGGCUAGCGCCUAUCGUGAUCUGGGGAUUGAUGCAAAGUCGAUUGAGUCAGUGCCGUUUGAGCAGUUGGCCAUUCAGAUGAACUCUGUUGCUGUAAUUCGAACAGUGAAAGAGCUGCUUGAUCGUUUGGAGAUCCGACUCACUCUAUCUCAGGGAUCUACUGUGAAGAAUAUUAAUCAUCUUCUUAAGCAUAUCUUUCCACCAGCUCGAAGAGGAAACUCGCCUAGUUCUGUGAGUCAAAGCGAGCAAAGGUCACCUAAUUUCAAGAAGAUGGGACAUGAAAAUCUCAAGAAGAUUGCGAGAUACCCAGCUAGAAUAUUUCUUUGUGCCUACAUGAUCAAACAACAUCCAGAUGCAAUUUUUAGAGGAAGAGGUGAACAUGAAAUUGCGCUGGUGGAUUCUGCAAACUCUCUUAUUCGAGAGUUUGAAUUGUUAGUGAAGAUUAUAUUGGACGGACCAGGCGACAAUGUAUCUCUGUUAACUCCAGGUCCAAAAAAGUUCAAAUCUCAGUUAGAAGCAUUUGAUGAAACUUGGUGCUCUUACCUGGAAGGAUUUGUUGUUUGGAAGAUUAACGAUGCUAAGCUCUUAGAAAACGAGUUAGCCAAAACUCAAAAGCCAGAGCUCCCUGAGGGGUCCAAACACACUUCUUUAAAUCAGAAGCCGCUGAAGGUAUCGUCUCCAACCGUUCGGGCCAUACUCACUGAAAUUGAUGGUGGUGAAGUAGGAGAAUCUAAAGCAUCUGCAGAUUCGCUUCGUCAAUCUUCAUCUUCUCCUGGGUCAUCGAGUUCUUCUCCGUCUUUGAACUCUGCAGGAAUUGAGGGUUUUUCUCCUCCAAAUGUGACAGGUUUAGAUGCAACGUUGGCUAGUGAGAACGAAGUAAUCGUAAAUGAAAUUGUCCAUGAAAAUAGCAGUACUUUUGCUGAUAGCUUCGAUGCUGGCACCGGGGAUUUAAACAACCUUCAGGUGAAGGUUAAGGAGACAAUGGAAAAGGCCUUUUGGGAUGGCGUCAUGGAGUCCAUGAAACAGUCACAGCCAGAUUUCAGCUGGGUUAUUAAACUCAUGAACGAAGUUAGGGAUGAACUCUGUGAGAUAUCUCCCAAAGAUUGGAGACAAGAGAUUGUUCAAACUAUCGAUACAGAUGUGCUGUCACAGUUACUGGCUGCGGGAAAUGUCGACAUGGGUUAUCUUGGAAAUAUUCUAGAGUUCUCCCUUGGCAUUUUGCUGAAACUCUCGGCUCCAGCUAACGAAGAGGAAAUCAGGAGUACGCACCAUAAAUUAAUGACAGAACUUGGAGAGAUAGUUCCAACUGAAGACCAGUCCAAUUCGUCAUAUGCAGUUUUAAUGGUCAAGGGAUUACGCUUUGUUUUGCAGCAGAUCCAGAUUCUGAAGAAGGAAAUCAGCAAAUCUCGUUUGAAACUCUUGGAGCCACUUCUCAAGGGACCUGCUGGUCUGGAAUAUCUAAAGAAGUCAUUUUCCAGUCGGUAUGGUUCCCCAGACCAAGCUGCUUCCUCUCUGCCGUUGACAAAGCGUUGGCUUUUUAGUGUUCGUGGAGAGGCGGAGAAGGAGUGGGAUGAACAUAAAGAUGCUCUUUCUGCUGUCACAAAUAACAACCCUGGAUCAUCAGGCCUCCCUUCAACCACCAUGCGAACUGGGGGCAAUGUCCCCUCUGUCUCAAAAGUCAAUGCCCCUUCGUCGCCAUUUCCAGGUAUUGAACUGUCAGAGUGCAAAGGAGAAACUGUGGAUCUUCUUGUUCGUCUUGGCCUCUUAAAAAUGGUGAGCGAAAUUGGGGGUCUUACUUUAGAAACUAUCCCCGAAACAUUUCGACUCAACCUCACCAGGCUGAGAGCUAUUCAAUCCCAAAUCCAGAAAAUCAUUCUAGUCUCCAUCAGUGUGUUGAUCCUUCAGCAAACACUUGCAAGCCAUAAAGCAUCUGACGUGGAGACCAUUACAUGGACCUGCAUUAACCGACUCUACGAGAUGUUAGAUGCGAAACCCGAUGCGGGUCUUUCAGAAAUCAUGGAAACCUUCUCCGAGCUUCUUGAUUCUGACGAUGCAGAGACGAAGAAACAAGUGAUUGCAAACAUGCUUGUGAAAAGCUUACAGGCGGGAGACCCAGUGUUCACACGUGUGUCACAGACCAUAUACCUAGCGACACGAGCCGCAGUUAUGGCGGGUAACAACACGAAGAGAAAGCAAUUGGUGGAAACAAUGCUAAGAAGAAUCGGAGCAGCUUCUCUCUCGGACAAGGUUAUAGAGGUUUCAGACAUUCUGGUUCUUGUGGCGAACGUUUCGCGUAGUGUCCAUGGAUUGUGGUACGAGGAAUUGCUGAAGAAACCGAAUUUUAAUUGAAAUGAUUGUGAACCGGUUUGGUGUGUUUAUGGUUUGAUCCAGUUUUAAAGUAAUUGUAGAUGGAGUGAGAAUACCACGUUUGUAUUUACAGAAUAAUAUUAACAUGUGGAACAUAAAUUUGUCUCUAGUA
Molecule: messenger RNA, 6069 nt
Organism: Brassica napus (rape)
Lineage: Eukaryota; Viridiplantae; Streptophyta; Magnoliopsida; Brassicales; Brassicaceae
Exons: 12
Coding region: 2685-5939 (1084 amino acids)
Biological process (GO): signal transduction
Source: RefSeq, a predicted model, not a curated record